AUGGUAUCUACAGAUUUGUCUCCCACUUAUCAUGGCUAUAUUGGGUCCACUAAGGAUGCACUUUUAGUCAUCCACCAAGCACUAAACAAGCAAUUAGAAUUUGUUCCGCGCCGACCCCAUGAAGGAGAAAGACCUCACUUGAUUAAGUCAGGUAACGUGUUUGUGUUUAUUGAAGAACAGUCGGGGAUCAAACGUUGGACUGACGGUACAUCGUGGUCACCUUCUCGUAUAUUGGGAAGAUUUUUGGUUUAUCGAGAAUUGGACAAGUCUGGUCUCAACGAAAUGGACGACAAAAAGAGAAAAAAACGCAAGUCUGGUCUGAAAAACCAACAAACACGACUGCGUGGCACAGACCAUGCUGAGCCAGGAACAAGAAACAUCAGAGAUGGUGAGGAGAUGACCAUUUUGAAUCCACAGACUCAACACCCCUUUCAACCAGUACAUCAAGCCAUUCCUAGCAGCCAGAACACACAAGAUCAAUCAAGAUUGAUACCGCCAAACACAAUACCUGCGUCCAAUACAUAUAGCAGCGCUGACUACAGCAAAGGUUUACUAAGUGGGCCCUUGGUGACUUCGUACGUAUUCAAGGAUCAAGGAUUGAUUAAAAAAACAUUGUCAUUGACUACAACUACAAGUGAUCUCCAUUUGCAAAAGUUGAAUGAGAAACAAACAAUACAUUUGAUCAGUUACUAUAAUGCGCAAGAAGUGAUGAAUGGGAAACUACAGCGUCCGUCAGAUUCUGCUUUCAAAGAUGUUGUUAUUCCGGCAGCAUUGUGGACUGCAGUCAAGGACAGCUCUUUAGGAGGAAAAAUUCCCAUCGAAGACGAGGCAUUCUACUUCCUUGAUGGAAACUAUCAAUUACAGAGCAUGUUGCAACUGCAAGUGCAACAACAACAACCGCAGCAACGACAACCCACAGCAACCUUAGCAGCCAAUUUUGGUGGAACUGUUUUGAAUAAUAACAAACUAAGUUAUGUCAAGUAUGGCCAGUUGCCUCAGCACCGGCAACAAUUUCAAGCCCGCAUGGGGCAGCAAUCAAAUGUGACAAUUGGACCACCUAACCACCACCAAACUGACGUUGCUCCAAUCAAGCGAGAAGAGGAUGAAAGCACACCAGUGGUGGGAAAUGAUUUGAAUUUCAUCAAUCCGUUUGCCGGAAACCAACAACAAUUGCCCGUCUACGGAGGCUCAUUGGGUCUUGUUUCCAACAACGGAGGUGCCUAUAACUACCUGAUUCAAGGACAGGGACAAGGAUUCGCGCUAUCCCAGUACAAUCAGUAUUUACAACCAAACGCUUCUCUGGUAAGCACACAGGACGGAUACCCCCAACAUUUUCAGUCAGGGCAACAUCAAUUGCAACAACAAUCACAGCCUCAACAACAGCAGCUGUAUGGACAGCAACAACAAUCUGGUAGUCCCAUUGCAUCCAACCCUGCGUUUCAGGCACCACUUCCUCCUGGCACAAUACCCAAGCCGUCAAGUGGGGUAGGAAUGAGUAGUUCACCAAGCGUGUCAGCGAACAAUCCUGGUGGUGACACAGCUGCUCAAUAUCGAUUGAGCUCGGGAUCAUCGGUAGACCAGCUUUCCGUUGGCAACAAUAAUUCAGUAUCCUCGGUCAAUAGCAGUGGAGUAUAUCGAGACAGUUUAUCCAACACCACCAGCACGAGCAGUGUUUUGACAGCAAAUUCCAGCUUUUCGGUCCCUAUUGGUUCGAGAAAGUUCAGCCAGCAGUCAUCUGCAGGCCAAGUUCAGACUGUGAUGCUGAGUAACUACCCACCAGUGAACCAAUCAUUUGGCACUACAAAUAGUAGUUCCAAUACAGUCACGCCUUCAGCUUCCUUGGCGGGUCCAUCUACUGACAGUGCUCAAACUUUGCAAGCAACUUCUUCUAACGAGAUCGAGCCAACCCAAGCACGUCCAGGACAAUUCGUUGGUCAAUAUCUGCAACCGCUACAACACCAUCAACAGCAUCAACAGCAUCAACAGCAACAACAACAGCAACGACCACAACAACCACGAUGCCAGCAGAACCAACACUUGCAUCUGCAUCAACCCCAACUGAUUCACCACCCGCCAAUGUAUCCUUAUCCGCUGCCACAUCAACAACAAUUUCAGAAAUGGAGCAAUUCUCCUCAACAGAACCCGCCACCACAAUUACAAGUGGGCGGACAUGGUAAUGGUGUUGCUAAUUCGGGAUUUGAUGACGGAAAUGUUGCUGCACCCGAGGGCGUACCCGGUCAGCAUAGCUCGUACUACCCUACAUCAAUGCAAGGUCCAAGAUUUUAG
Lodderomyces theae is the source of this 2286-nucleotide messenger RNA. It is a transcript of the gene WOR1, whose product is annotated as transcription factor WOR1. The record is from RefSeq and is a predicted model, not a curated record. Gene Ontology annotation, molecular function: DNA binding. The transcript has a single exon. Lineage: Eukaryota; Fungi; Ascomycota; Pichiomycetes; Serinales; Debaryomycetaceae. The coding region runs from base 1 to 2286 and encodes 761 amino acids.